Molecule: messenger RNA, 1506 nt
Organism: Zophobas morio
Lineage: Eukaryota; Metazoa; Arthropoda; Insecta; Coleoptera; Tenebrionidae
Product: paired amphipathic helix protein Sin3b-like
Exons: 11
Coding region: 349-1506 (385 amino acids)
Biological process (GO): negative regulation of transcription by RNA polymerase II
Cellular component (GO): chromatin; histone deacetylase complex
Molecular function (GO): transcription corepressor activity
Source: RefSeq, a predicted model, not a curated record
CUAUCGAUCUACUCUGCUCAUCCGUCUCCUCCGCCGCUGCCUCCACAUCAUCAUCAUUAUUACCACCACCACCAUCAUCAUCACUUUCAUCCACGUGGGUUUCACCCACCCCAACCACGCGCUCAUCCACUUUUUGUCAAUCGUCCUUAUCCAUCGCACCACCACACCCCGUCCUCUAAUACAACUCCCUCUGAGGUCUCCCGUGGGGCGCCCUACCACUCGCUCCCUUCCAUUUCUCCUCCCGGGCAUGCGGAUCAGACGGAUUCGCCACAUGCGCGACUGCCUCUAAGAGCACCAUCUUUUGACCAACCAGAUGCCAGUCCGUCAUCGGAGAGUCGACUCUGGCAGAUGCACGAGGCCCGUAAUCCUUUGCAGCGCGAGGAGACAGGAAAGCGCCGCUAUUCUUCUGACUUUCAUUUUCAAUUAAAAAGGGGCCGAACAGCAGAAGACCACGUGGAUCUGGACAACUACCAAUACGUUUUAUUCUUUGACGAUCUUAAAAAGUGCUGCCCUCAUAAAGAAGCUUAUUAUAACUUUUUACGGCUUCUGAAUCUCUACAACUCUCAUUUGAUUGGCCGUGAGGACCUCUUGGAAAUUGCUGCGAAAUUUAUAACCACGAAGAACGAGAAAGGAGAGAUUGAUAGAACAACAAAGCUAUAUGUGACUUUUAAGGAAAUGCUGGGCUUUAGUUGUAAAGAAGAAGAAAAUGACUUUCAAGCGCCUUCUUCAGACGCAUUUCUUGUAGAUGUGAAGAAUUUUGACUUCUCCACGUGCAAGCGUUACGGUUUUUCUUAUAGGCAUAAACCAAUUGAACAAUGUAAUCAGAAAUGCUCAGGAAAAACUAAACUUUCCGAUGAAGUUCUAAACGAUCGGCUCGUUUCUUUCUCUAUACUCACGUCCGAGGAAAAAGUCGAUUCGAAAAAAAAUGUAUAUGAAGAGGCACUUUAUAGAGUUGAAGAUGAACGUUAUGAGCUUGAUAUGGUGCUUGCUUCCAACUUAGACGCCAUUCGCCAUUUGGAAUAUCAAUUUAAACGUCUGCAGGAAUUUAGUGAAGAGGAACGUUACCUUCAAAAGUUGGAUAGUAAACUUGGAGGCACUUCUGAAGUCCUCUGCCAUGCGGCCAUAGAGAGGAUUUAUGGCGAAAAAGCGCGUGAGGUUGUUGACGGGAUCAUGCGACACCCGACCUCUGUUCUUCCAAUAGUAUUGAAGCGUUUGAAGCAAAAAGAUGAUGAUUGGAGAAAGGCAAAACGUGAUUGGGAUAAAAUUUGGCGGGAACUUACUGAGAAAAAUUUUGCUCGCUCUCUCGACUACCAAUCGCCUUCGUUUAAAGCCAACGACAAGAAAGCCAUUGCAGUGAAAACGUUAUUGGCCGAGAUUGAAACUAUUAAUAGUGAGAGCGAUAAAAAACCGCAUUAUGAACUUGUAUUUGAAGAUGAAGAUGUUCUUAAAGAUUGCAUAGAACUUUUGCUUUUUUAUAUAAAUAAGGAACAGUUUGAGAACUCUUAA